CGUCGCAUUUCUGACAAUACUGGUUAUGAGGCAGAUCCUGACAUUUUAUUGUUCCAACUUACUUUGAUUUUUACUGUGCUUAUAAUUGUUAUUAAAAAAAUUUCAAAAUGGCUGUUCCCAAUAAAGCUUUGAAGAGGAGACAAAAAAUAAAAGAGAAAAAAAUGAAGUUGGUUGAAGAAAGUGAAAAAGCUAAUGUUGUCAAUCAGAAAAGUGAAGAAGUAAAAGUAGAAGAAAAAGAUGAGCCAGUUGCAAUCAGCAAAGUUGAGUUGUCAAAUGCAGGAAAAGAAAAUGUAUCCGGUGCAAAAAAGGAAACUAAGGGGAAAAAAAAUUGCAAUGUUCAGUCUACCUCAAUAGUACUCAACUCAUCUAUUCAUUCAGAUGUUACGCAAGAUAAAUCUUUUUCUUCAUUGAAAGAUAAAGUUAGUAAUAAUACUUUGAAAGCAAUCAAAGAUAUGGGUUUUACGCAGAUGACUGAAAUUCAAGCAAAAUCAAUACCUCCUUUACUAGAAGGACACGACAUUGUUGGUGCGGCUAAAACAGGUUCAGGAAAAACUUUAGCUUUCCUCAUUCCAGUUGUGGAAUUGAUUUAUAAACAUAAAUUUGUACCAUCCAAAGGAACUGGAUGUAUAAUUAUUUCUCCAACUCGUGAGCUAUCGAUACAAAUAUAUGGCAUUCUCAAGGACUUGAUGAAAUACCAUAAUCAUACUCAUUGUCUUAUGAUGGGUGGUACAAAUACCAAAAAAGAUCUCAAAAAUUUGAAAAUUGGUGUAAAUAUUAUUGUAACCACACCGGGUCGUUUACUAGAUCAUUUACAAAAUGCGACAAAUUUCACAUUUUCAAAUCUUCAGUGCCUGGUUCUUGAUGAAGCAGAUAGAAUGUUAGAUAUUGGAUUUGAAAGAGAUUUAAAACAGAUUAUUAAACUUCUUCCUAAAGAAAGACAAACAAUUCUCUUUAGUGCCACAAAAACUGAAAAAACCAAGGCAUUGACAACUCUUGCAUUAAAAAAAGAGUUAGUUUUUGUUGGUGUAAAUGAUGAUGAAAAUAAAGCUACAGUUGAUGGAUUGACGCAAGGAUAUAUUACAGUAGAUAGUGAAAAGAAAUUUCUCAUGUUGUAUACCUUCUUAGCACAAAAUCCUAAAAAGAAAAUUAUGGUAUUUUUCAUUUCUUGCAAGUCUGUAAAAUUUCAUAAUGAAAUUUUGAAUUUGAUUAUGGAUGAAACAGUACCAGUCAUGUGUAUUCACGGAAAUCAAAAACAAAAUAAAAGAACACAAACAUUUGAUCAAUUUUGUAAAGCAUCGUCUGGAAUCUUAUUGUGUACAGAUGUUGCAGCCCGAGGUUUAGAUAUUCCUAAUGUUGAUUAUAUUAUUCAAUAUGAUCCGCCAAAUGAUGCAAAAGAAUAUAUUCACAGAGUUGGUCGUACUGCUCGUGGAGAAGGUAAUUGUGGAAAUGCACUAUUGGUUUUACGAUCAGAAGAGCUAGGAUUCUUAAAAUAUUUAGAAGAAGCCAAAGUUCCUAUUCAAGAAUUGGAGGUUGAUCCGGAGGAAUUUAAGAAAAUUCAACUUCAGCUAGAGAAGGAAAUUUCCAACAACACUUUAUUGAAGGAAUUAGCGAAAAAAGCUUAUAUUUCUUAUCUGCGAGCUUAUAAAUCCCAUAGUCUAAAAAAUGUAUUUAAUGUAAAUACUUUGAAUUUAGCCAAACUAGCUAAAUCAUUCGGACUCGAAGCACCACCACACGUCGGUGGCAACCUUUUCCAAUCAAACAAGAAUUCAAAUGCAGCUCGCAGAAAUAAGCGUACAAAUGCGUUUCGAAACAACAAAAGCAACGGAGGCCAACAAUUUAAACGUUAAAGCAGUACUUAAGUGCAUUUAAAAUGAAUGUACCAUUUGUAUUUCAGAACUCACUAAUCCAAUCUUGGGAACUUAUGAAGUGUCCAGUGACUGAUCUAUUUCUAGUCUAUUUGAAAUAUCAUUUAAUGAUAUUUGUGAACUGUUAACAUAUUGUACAAAUUUUAUGUGUAAAUAAAUUUUUUUAUGAUAAAUGCCCUAAACUAAAAGCUUU
Trichogramma pretiosum is the source of this 2058-nucleotide messenger RNA. RefSeq names its product ATP-dependent RNA helicase HAS1-like. The coding region runs from base 108 to 1847 and encodes 579 amino acids. Gene Ontology annotation, molecular function: nucleic acid binding; RNA helicase activity; ATP binding. Lineage: Eukaryota; Metazoa; Arthropoda; Insecta; Hymenoptera; Trichogrammatidae. Gene Ontology annotation, cellular component: nucleolus. The record is from RefSeq and is a predicted model, not a curated record. Gene Ontology annotation, biological process: maturation of LSU-rRNA from tricistronic rRNA transcript (SSU-rRNA, 5.8S rRNA, LSU-rRNA). The transcript is spliced from 8 exons.